Molecule: messenger RNA, 1893 nt
Organism: Onthophagus taurus
Lineage: Eukaryota; Metazoa; Arthropoda; Insecta; Coleoptera; Scarabaeidae
Source: RefSeq, a predicted model, not a curated record
GCGUCGCUUUUCAGUUGGUUGGUGAAUUCGUUUUGCUUCUGGGCUGGGAUCGUUCUGGGGUGGUGCUCCUGCAGAAGCAUAGUAGUCUUCGGCUGGUGGUGUUCCAGACUCCUGCAGCAGCGAUCCCGACCAAGAAGUAAUCCCAAGAGAAAUCAAGUUAAACAGAUAUAAGUCAAUUUUGAUCGCCACAAUUCAUUAUUCAAUAGCUUUGAGUUAUUACCUCGUUGCUAAAGCCACCAGGAUGAAGAUUACGAUGGGUCUGGAACAGAAGGAGGAGAAGAAGGAGACUAAAUCUGGUAGUGAUUUACACCAGUAUUUAGCCACGAUUACUGGUACAAUUGUAAUAGUUUGUACCGGAAUGCAUUUCGGUUGGCCUUCCCCAUCUUUACCUCAAUUAUUAGACGAAAGCUCCCACAUUCCCAUGACAAACGCUGAUGGUUCUUGGGUCGCAGUGAUGCCUUGUAUGGGAGCAGCCGUUGGUUGCUUUAUGGCCGUCGCAACGGUAGAUAGAAUCGGAAGAAAAAUAUCGAUGUUAAUUACCUCCCCACUUUAUUUCAUCGCAUGGAUUAUGGUGGCAUUUUCAAACUCAGUUGCGAUUUUACACUCAGCAAGAUUUCUCGCAGGAAUCGCCGACGGUAUUGCAUUCACAGCUUUACCGAUUUACUUAGGUGAAAUAGCCCGAUCGGCAAUCCGUGGUUUAUUAGGAUCGUUUAUACCGGUAACAACAAUUUUAGGUUUUUUAUUAAUUAAUAUAAUCGGUUCGAUGUUUGAUAUAACUUACGCAGCUUUGAUUUCGGCUUUAGUUCCUAUUGUACAUUUUUGUACGUUCGUUUUUAUGCCGGAAAGUCCUUAUUUUUUAUUGAUCCGUAACAAACCGGAUAGUGCAAGAAAAAGUUUAAGAACGUUUAGAGGAACGGACGAUGUUGAAUUAGAAUUAACACGAUUGGCAGAUGCCGUACGUGAAGAACAAGAAUCUUCGGGGAGUUUAUUAGAUUUAUUUCGCGUUCGAAGUAAUCGAAAAGCUUGUUUUAUCAUUAUGGGGAUUAGAGCUGUUCAGCAAUGCAGUGGAACAACCGCGAUUACUUUUUAUGCAAAAACGAUUUUUGAUGAGGCUGGUUCUAAUAUGUCUUCGAGCCACGCUGCGAUUAUUUAUUUUUCUAUUCAAUUAAUAGUAGCGACUUUAGCAUCUAUUUUAGUCGAUAAAACGGGUAGAAGACCUUUAUUGAUAUUCUCAAUAAUCGGUUCGGGUUUUGCAUUAGCAUCGGAAGGGAUUUACAUCUACUUAAAAAAUUAUACCGAAAUAGAUGUAAGCGAAUUAGAUUGGGUUCCAAUUAUGUCUUUAUUAACAUACGUCGUUAUUUUUAAUUUAGGAAUGGGUACAAUUCCUGUUUUAUUAUUAGGCGAAUUAUUCCCGACAAACGUUAAGGCGUUCGCUUUGUGUUUGGCCGAUAUUUAUUUCGGAGUAAUCGUAACGAUCGUUUCGAAAUUCUUUCAAAUUAUGAAGGACGAUUUCGGUAUGCACGUUCCGUUUUUCGUUUUUACGUCGUUUUGCGCGAUAGGGUUAGUAUUUAUUGUGUAUUAUGUGCCGGAAACUAAGGGAAAAACGCUCGAGGAGAUCCAAACUUAUUUACGUGGUGAAGAGAAGAAAUUGGAACAAUUUGAUUGUACAAAAUGUUGAUUGUGUUGAAACAAGAUUUGUAUUAAUCCUUGAAAUUAAGGAAAAAGUUUUUUGGUUACGAGAUAAUGAUAAUAUUUGCGAAAAAUUAGGUUAAUUUUAUCUCAAAUGUAUCAAGCAAACUUAUUAAACUGACGAAUAUCUUCAUUGGCUUCGUUCUAACUCUGAACAUUUCAAACAUAACCACUUUUGCUCAAUAUAGAGUAGUUGGAAGUAAA